This is a messenger RNA of Brassicogethes aeneus, 841 nucleotides long. The record is from the annotation of a GenBank genome assembly. NCBI's taxonomy places the organism in Eukaryota, Metazoa, Arthropoda, Insecta, Coleoptera, Nitidulidae.
GUCCACUUCUUUUAUUUUGCACGUCCAGACGCCUGAGCCUACCUCGAUUGCGCUAUGUAACCAAUGAAAACAAAAGUGCCUGCUAAUUUGUGUUAAGUUUUAAGUGUAAUUUUUGUGCCAACUUGUUAGAUAUAGUGAAAAUGAAGUUUUGUUUUGUUUUUGUGUUGGUGGCAUGGGUCAAGUUUUUGGGUACAGAGGCUUUUAUAAUCCCUGACGAAUUGCCAUCUCUAUUGUCAGUGGUUUACUCCAACAUACCAACCAUUAAAAAAGGUACCGACUCCAGACUAGGAUGGGGCUUUAGGCUGGGCGACAGGGCCGACUUUCAAUUUUUAGUGGAACUGGGCCCGCAAACCAACACCCAACCUCUGGCCAAUCAGGGGGACAGUUCUACCAACAAAAGAAACACGCUGGAAAAUCUCGCAGACACGCUUUAUGCGCAACGGCAGAAAGACAAACAGGAAGUGGAAAUUAAAAAACCGAAAAUCAAGCCUGCUGAUGAAGCAAACUCGGGCUCUGAUUGGCUGAAAACGUGGAGCAAUGAGAUGAGCGGCAACAUAAAAGCUGUGAAAACCGAAAAUCAACAAAUCAAAAGUUUGAUUGAGACUUUAUCGAAUGCCAGGCCUGGAUUGGCCGAGGGUGAAAUCGACGCGAAAAGCGUGAUACCCGAGGACGAAAAUGGCGGCCCAAUGAAGCACCUCUACCCGAAAUACGAAUCAAGCACUCAGAAAAUUAAGACGGAAACGGAGGGUGCUUUGGAUGACGUUAGUUUGGAUUAAUUUUAAUUUUUAUAUUGUUUAUUGUAGAUGUUUUAUUCAAUAAAUCUGGUCAUAGUUUUUAGGAA